UGUGAAUUAUUGUGAUACUUUGUGUUGUUGAUUUUUAUAAAUGAAUUUGAUCUCUAUUUCAUAAAUCUAUUUAAUUGUUAAGUUAAUAUUUUAUUUUAUAAUAAUUCUGAGUCGAAAUAAUUUGUUCUGUCCAAUGUGGAAGUGAACUGUUAAAAAUGGGUACCAAAGAUUCGACUUAUUAUUGUUUAGGAUGUUUGUAUCAUAUGGACGAUAAACUAACGCAGCCGUAUAAUAUCCAGAGUGAGGCUCUGAAAGCGUUAUUAAAGGUAGACAACGUAAACUUAUGUUACAUUUGUAAGAAGAUAGCACACAAAAGUGAACUAUUUAUACAGAAUGUGCAAAGGAAUCAGGUUUACUUGGAAAACUUUACAAAUAUUCUAGAUUCAAUAAGGACACCACAAAGCACCAUACACAAUUUUCAACCGUUGAUCAAUUUAUCAAGUAUAUCUUUAGACAGAAUUGAAUUGACCAAUGACAAUGAAGAUCUAGAGAAGCCCAUUGUAGUAUACAGUUCAUGUAAAGACAAUGUUGAGAUUAAGUUAGAGUUAAAACAAGAAUUGGCUUUGGAUAAUUAUUUAGAUGAGGAAUUCUUUGAUGGUAAUGAUUAUCAAGAGUCACCCAUAAAAGAAGAAGAAUGUAUGUUAGAUGAAUUAAAAGACGACACCAAUGAAAUCCACGACGAGGUCAACUUAAAACAACUUAGAAGGACAUUAAAAAAAGCAAAACUCAAAAACAUAUCAACAAACAAGCAAAAGAAACAGGGAAAACACAAAAAUAGAGUCAGUGAAAUAAAAGGUCAAGCAAUAAUAAUAGUGUGUGUAACAAAAGAGCAAGUUAUGAGAGAAAGGAAGAAAAAGCGUGAAGAUGUAAAGUAUAAGAAUUUAUCAUACAAGUGCGAGGACUGCAUCAUUGGCUUUAAUUUUAAAGAGACCUAUGAAAAACAUAUGGAAAUGCACAGUAAGGAAAUGGGUCGAUACAAAUGUGAUAUAUGCAAAAGAAGAAUGAACACCAUGGAAAAACUGUUACGCCAUAAGAAAUACCAUCAAACACGCUACAAGUGUGGCGAGUGCGGUCUGACCCGUGUCCACAGGAAAUCUAUCAAGGAGCAUUAUACAGCUGCACACUUGAACCAAUCGGUGCAUUAUUCAUGCUCGCACUGCGAUAAAGUGUUCAACCGCAAAUUGUCGCUGAGAAGGCAUUUGGCGUACGCGCAGAGAAGCGUCAGAAGUGCCACUUGCAAGUUUUGCAGCAAAACACUGAGCAGCAAGGAAGGCUUGAAGAACCAUAUCAUGCUAAAGCACCCAUCAGAAAUGCCGGGGCAGACUUUCAAACAUCACAUCUGUUCUAAAUGCGGCGCCGGCUUCAAAACCCCUUCGCAGCUCAAGAACCACAUGAUCAAGCACUCGGAUAGAAAGGACUUCUAUUGCGUGGAAUGCGAUAAGGGUUUCAAGUCAAGCUUCGCGUUGACGCAGCAUCUGAAGAUUGCAUCUCCGCACGUCAACUAUUUAGAAUUAAAACUCCAAUGUGACCAAUGCGACAAAAGGUUCGGAGUGAAAAGAGAUUUGGAGCGACAUAUGAACAGAAUCCAUCUCAACCGAAGACCCUACCAGUGCGACCAGUGUGACCGGGCAUACGUAAACUUAUGGUCGCUCACGGAUCACAAGCGCUUUACACACGAGGGAGAAAAACGGCCCUUGAAACACCCCUGCCCGAUGUGCGACAAAGUGUUUGCUCUCAAGUCUACAUGUAAAGUGCAUAUGUAUACGCAUACCGGCGAAAGGCCAUAUCCCUGCCCAGAGUGUGACGCGACCUUCAACCAGCCCGGCAUCCGCGCCACGCACGUCCGACUUGUACACAUGCGCCUCGCGAGGGACGGCCGACCCAAGAAACACGCCGGCUAGCUCGUGGACUAUCUUCAUCAACCAGACACAUCUACAGCUGGAUAUAAAUCCCUUCUAGGGACUUCCGCAAGUCUUACUGCGGGUAUGCACAAUAAACUAGGAAAAUUAA
Maniola jurtina (meadow brown) is the source of this 2010-nucleotide messenger RNA. Its product is annotated as zinc finger protein 100-like. Gene Ontology annotation, molecular function: DNA-binding transcription factor activity, RNA polymerase II-specific; RNA polymerase II transcription regulatory region sequence-specific DNA binding. Gene Ontology annotation, biological process: regulation of transcription by RNA polymerase II. Gene Ontology annotation, cellular component: nucleus. The record is from RefSeq and is a predicted model, not a curated record. The transcript has 13 exons. NCBI's taxonomy places the organism in Eukaryota, Metazoa, Arthropoda, Insecta, Lepidoptera, Nymphalidae. Bases 156 to 1901 code for a protein of 581 amino acids.